Molecule: messenger RNA, 1985 nt
Organism: Polychytrium aggregatum
Lineage: Eukaryota; Fungi; Chytridiomycota; Chytridiomycetes; Polychytriales
Exons: 4
Coding region: 153-1532 (459 amino acids)
Molecular function (GO): protein binding
Source: RefSeq, a predicted model, not a curated record
UAUUUAAAGCCCUGGGUCGCCCCUCGCUUGGUUCGUCGUCGCUCUCCCCCCUUUCCCAGCCGCUCGACCGCCAGCCGGCAACCUCACCUCCCCGCCCAUCGCAUCGCACCACAUCGCAUCGUAGGAGCAAGCUCCCGCCACUAUACCUCAGCAUGUCCACCCGCCGUCUCUCCAUGGCCUCCACUGCCCAGUCCGAGGCAGAUGAGGAGUUCCAGGCAAAGCUGGUCGCUGCCGCCAGUGCUGCCCAGGCCAACCCCGACAAGGCCGCAUCCGACAUUCAGGCGCUGGUUUCGCAAGAGUAUCGCAACCGACUGACCAUGGCCGCCGAGGAAGGCGACGUCGAGGCCCAGGUUUCGCUGGCUCAGAUGUACAUUGCCGGUGCCCCCGAGUUUGGAUUCACCAUGGACGAGGACAAGGCCUUGUUUUGGUGCCAGAAGGCUGCUGAAGCGAACAACGCCGAGGCCCUGUACCUCCUGGCCCGGUUUUAUGAAUCGGGCUUUGGCGUUCGAAAGGACGAAGACGAAGCCGUGAAGAUCUACUACAGGGCUGCUGACUGUGGCAGCGCCGAUGCUCAGUACAUGCUUGGCCAGAUGCUGGAAAUGGGCGACCCGCAUGUUCUCAAGGACGAGUCCAAGGCUGUUCACUACUACAGCUUGGCUGCCGACCAGGCACACUCCGAUGCCGCCUAUCGCCUCUCGGUCUGCUACAAGAAGGGCAAGGGCGUGCAUGCCGACGAAGACGAGGCUCUCAAGUGGUCCCACCGCGCCGCCGUCACUGGCAACCUGGAUGCCUGCUAUUCGAUGGGCAUCACCACGAUCUCCAGCUCGGCUGGAGACUGGCAAACCCUGCAGCGCGGCAUGCUGUGGCUCGAGCGUGCUGCCGAUCGUGGCCACACCGACGCCUUCGAUAUGCUCCAGACCACGUACUCGACCGUCAGCAAGACCCAAAGCGAUCGCAUGAAGACCCUGCGGCCCCUUGCCGAGCAGGGUGACUCCAAGGCUCAGCUGGAGCUUGGCCGGCUCUACAAGACCGGUAUGAAGGACCCCGACUCGGCGGCUGAUGUUUCCAAGAAGUGCGCCAUGCUCUUCUAUCAGUCAGCCACCCAGAGCAGCUCGGAGGGCGAGUACGAACUGGCCCGCAUGUACGACUUUGGUGUUGGCGAUGUCAGCAAGCAUCUGUUCAAGGCCGCCUGUUGGUACAUUGAUUCGGCGCGCCAGGGCAACAACGUCUUUGCGAUCCUGGCCCUUGCCGACCUGUUCCAGAAGGGCGGAACGGCCGACUCGCACGGCCACCAGUUCCCCAAGGACCCCGAAAAGGUCGCUCUCUUGCGCGCCAGCGCCAUUGCCGUGCUCGACGGAGAGAAGACCACCCUGCCCAACCUCGACCUGCCUAUCGAUGUCGAGCGUUUCCUCGAGGGCGAAAAGUCGGAUGCCAAGCAGCGCUUCAGCCGCCAAGAAGCCCGCAAGAACGCCGCCAACGAUACCUCGAGCCUGAAGAAGGAGGUUUCCAGCAGCCUGUGGUGCUGCUUCUGAUGUAGCAACACUAACACGCGUGUUGUCUCGUGCUGCCGAAGAUAUGCCACGACCCCUUCCCCGUCCCGAUGUCGCCUGCUCCCGUCAGUGCAGCUAUGGCUCCCUCUGUCUUUGCUUGUGUCGCCAACGUUCUUUUUGCUGCCUGGCUUCCUUUCUUUGUAGCUCAGUCCGUCGUAAUGUGUGAUGGAUUAUCUGUCAGUGGCCUGCGUCUACUUGCCAAAUCUCUGUCGUUUCAGCAUCUUUUAUUGACGUUGCAGGCUCGAUGGCGGUCCGUCCAACAAUCAAAUGGCCGUGCUCGCCGUUGUUCGGAGAUGGCGGUGGACAAACCACACGAUAGUUACACUGUAUGUCUAUUGUGUCCCUAAACCCUUCACAUCCCUCUCCGCUUGUUGCCCAGUUUGAUAUUCUUGUCCCAGCCUCUCAAUGUAUACAGCUACGACUUUGCAAACGGAU